Messenger RNA from Thrips palmi, 6516 nucleotides. RefSeq names its product cyclin-dependent kinase 12 (gene Cdk12). The coding region runs from base 382 to 5685 and encodes 1767 amino acids. Gene Ontology annotation, cellular component: cyclin/CDK positive transcription elongation factor complex; nucleus. Lineage: Eukaryota; Metazoa; Arthropoda; Insecta; Thysanoptera; Thripidae. The transcript is spliced from 20 exons. The record is from RefSeq and is a predicted model, not a curated record. Gene Ontology annotation, molecular function: cyclin binding; cyclin-dependent protein serine/threonine kinase activity; ATP binding. Gene Ontology annotation, biological process: positive regulation of transcription elongation by RNA polymerase II; protein phosphorylation; transcription elongation by RNA polymerase II.
UCUGCGAGAAACCUAACGUUUCUGACGUCAUUGUAUGGCGGACCUCUCAUGGGACAAAUUGCCAUGGUAUCAAGUGAUGGAUUUUUAUCCAUUUUAAUCUGAUGAAAUCCAAGUCGCAGCAAAAUUAAAUAAACGUCAAAUUGGAUAUCGAAACUCCAUCUUUUCUUUGGAUCAGUUUUAUUCCCUACUAUUCCCAGUUAAAUUUUUUAAGACCCGAAACCUUGGAAUCGUAUAGUCCAGCUCGUCAUCCUCCAAGGAUUGAAAUGCAAGAAAUUAACCUCGAGGAGCCUCAAUAGAAGGUCUUGGUGCUGGCUUUGCUACUGUGGUGUACAUAAAUCCUGCUUGAUGAAUCUUGCUUAGCUUCAAUUAUGAUGAGGGGUCAUGCCAAGUGGUCGUGAUGCAGAACAGAACGGCACUGUAUCAAGUAGACACCGGCCAGAGAACUCCAAGGAAGGAGCCCUGUCGGAUGAUUCCGGGAACGCCUUGGGGUUAAAUAGCAUGCAGCAGUCCGAUGAUGGCUCAUCUGAAUUAAGACACAGCCAUCACUCAGAAAGCAAGAAGAAAAAUAAGCGCAAGCAAAGGGAAGCUGAUCGAGAUCGCCCAAGCAAAACCCUUCCAAUUGUUGAAUACUCGGAUGUGAGUUCUGAAGAUCUUUCUGCACCAGAAGCUGGAGAGAUCCAAAGUGAAGACGGAUUUAAUCUAAGUGAAGGGGAAGUAAGUCCUCAAUUACAACUCUCAAUGCGUCACCACAGCGACUCUCAUAGGCACAGCAGCAGCAGCAGUAGCAAACAUCAUAGAGACAGAAAAGCAUCAGACUCAAGAUAUUUGUCACCUUCUCCAAGUGAAGCUCGCCAUACACACAGACGGUCGUCACCUUCUGGAGCCCCCUCUACUCCAUCACCUCCGCCCAAAGGUACGAGACACAAGGAAUCCUCCGAAUCGAGGCAUCGGAAACACAGAGAUAAUUCGCCCUCAUUUCAACACGAAGCUAGUGACUCCCCCCCAGAAUAUCAUUCAAAGAAUGAUAUUCAUGCCAUGCGGCAGAAGGGGAAAAAACAUAAACGAGACCGAAAGCAUGAGAAGACUUCUAGGCAUCCAUCUCCUAGGAAACGAAGAAAGAAAUCGAAACAUCGUUCCCGUGAUUCCAGCCAAGCUGCAACAAGCAGAAAUGUGUCUCCUCCCAGUGCUGCAUCACCAGAUUCUGCUGAUGGCUGGGAGAGAUCGGUAGCACACAAGCAUCAUUCCCGAGACUCAAGUCAAACAGCCAUGAGCAGAAACGUGUCUCCCCCAGGUAUGCCGGGCUCUCCGAGAUCUGCUGCUUGGGAAAGACCUGCCCCUCUUGAGGACAGUAGGCUUUCAUUCAGGGGUACACCUCGUACUCCACCUUUAAAACAGGCCCAUGGUCCAAGCACUUCUCCUGUGUCCCCUCCUUCACGCGGUGCUGGAAGUGACAUGGACAUCGCAAGUGAUGAGCGUGACAGCCCUUCUUACCCUACAGCAAAUCAACGACGUCGUGGCAGUGUAUCAGCCCAGUCCCCUCACACUCCACCUGUCCCAUCCCAGCUGCCUCGUGAAAAUGCUGGUGGCAGGCAGACUCCUCCCAGUCCCAGCCCGAAUCGCCGGCACGUGUCUCCCAACUACAGUCGCCGCUCUAGGAGUCCUGAAGUGAGAACAAGGGAUGGAAGAACUCCAAGUCCUUCUAGAGUAGCACGUCUGCCACCAGAUAAUAAUGUUAAUAGUCAAUCAAUUCGUCAAGAUGAAUGGAGAAGUCCUCCAUUGAUCUCGUCUCCAACUCCAUCUAAAAACAGGUCUAGAAGGUCUGCGAGUCCUCCAAGGAAAUCACGGCGAACCGACAAACGUGAAUUGGAACAAAUUAUUGUUCAUAGACUCAAUGAUAGCCGUCCACUGGAUAGGGAAAGAGAUCGUUUGGAGGAAGAUUCUUAUGAUAGAGAAUCCAAAAGGGAUAGGGACAGAGAGCCUGCAUAUCUUGAUAGAGAAAGAUAUGACAGGGGACCUAGGGAAAAUCGGGAGAGACAGGACAGAUAUGAUAGAUCUGACCGUAGUGAAAGGAAAUCACAUCGGAGAGAUAGGGAUAGAACAAGAUCACACAAACGUUCGAGGAGGUCAAGGAGCCGAUCUCGGUCUCCUCUUCCAUCAAGGGCUCGCAGGUCUAGUCGCUCACCUGUGUCCAGGUCAAGGAGCAGGAGUCCUGCUCGCUGGAGGGCGUCUAGAAGCCGUUCUCCUGCUGGAGCACCAAGAUCUAGGCACUGGAGUGCAUCUCCAAACCGCUCAAGAAGGUCUUCCAGUAGGGGUCAUAAAGUAUCUGGCAAGAGAAGGUCACGGACAAGAAGUCCUGUACGAGGACGCCGCUCGCGAAGCCCUCGAUCACCACCAGGCAGAAGUCGCAUUUCUUCUAGGAGUCCUUUAAGAAGCCCAAGAACUCCAAGAAGUCCCACAUCAGCUACCGCACGCCGUCUUCAAGCAGAGGCAAAGAUUGGUGACACCAGUCUAGUUGCUGAAAUCAUGAAACGAAACAAGGUCGUCAGGCAAUCGGCAUUGAAAUCCUUGGAAGCACUGGGUAAAAAGAAGAAGGCAAAUGACGACGAUGGCGAUAUCACUAUCAUUGAACCUGAUGGAGAUUCCCAGUCUUCUAAGAAUGGUCUAGAAAUGGGGCAUUCUGAUUAUACUGCUCACUCAAGUGAUGUCAACCUCAUACCUGUACCAGUCUGUGACGCAAGUCAACUUCAUCCUGGAAUGAACUAUUCCAUGAUGGACGUGGUGCCGCCUCCAGCGCCACCUCCAGGCUUGUCUGCGUACAUGUACCCUCCUGGACACCCUGGACACCAAAUGGUGCCCAUGAUGCCUCCACCCCAUACAUUCCAAAUGCCGCCUGGAAUGGCUCCAGGCCUAGGAAUGAUCCCCCCACACCCUUCGCACCCCCCGCCCCCGCCGCAGAUGGCGUCGAAGCAGCCGCCUGCUCUGCUUCCGCCAAUGCAGAUGCAGCCGCCGUUGCCCAACAUGUCGACGCCGCCGCCUCCCGUGAGGCCGAUGGGUGUUCCGCCCAUGCCGGGGGCCGUGCCAGGCGCCGUCCCCGGGGCCCUGCCGGGGGCCGCGCCCCUGAUGCUUCCUGGCCAUCCCGGUCACCCUGGUCACCCUGGACAUCCGGGUCACCCAAUUCAUCCCGGUCACCCCGUUCACCCGGGACACCCCGGACACCCGGGACACCCAGGCCACCCUGUGCACAUGCCUCUGCCCGUGCCGCCCCUCAGCGGCCCGCCCCCACACUCCAUUCCAAACGGCGAGGAGCGUGGGGCCCGCGGCGUGGACCGGGUGGACGCCACGGCCAAGUCGGAGACUCCAGUCCGGUCGAAGGCGAAGAGCCUCACCAAGCUGCCCAUGCCUCCUGGCCUCAACCAGAGUGAUUUGGAAACCAUAGAUUCUCCUCCUAGUCGAACUCCAAGCCCGGAACCGGAACCGAAACCUAAAACUCCACCAAAGAAGGGCAUUAAAGAUUUGCCUCUUCCUCCAGUUGUGGGUUCAGAAGAUUUUAGUCCUGACGAAGAUGGACCCCUUACUCCACCUCAACCAACUGGGAUGUCAAAACCAACUGUAGGAAAACCUGCAAAGGGAAAAUUAAAAAGGCCUAAAAUUGUCAACAAGCGACGGCCCUCACGGAGCAGCAUGAUCCCUGCCAUGGGAGGCAAAGACUGGGGCGAACGCUGUGUUGAUAUGUUUGACGUGAUUACACAGAUUGGCGAAGGUACUUACGGUCAGGUGUACAAGGCUAAGGAUAAGAGAACAAAGGAACUUGUUGCUUUAAAGAAAGUUCGUCUUGAAAAUGAGAAGGAAGGUUUCCCCAUCACUGCUGUAAGAGAAAUAAAAAUUCUGCGUCAAUUGAACCACAAAAAUAUUGUUAACUUAAGAGAAAUUGUUACUGACAAACAAGAUGCAUUGGACUUCCGAAAGGACAAAGGGUCAUUCUAUCUAGUUUUUGAGUACAUGGACCACGAUCUCAUGGGCCUUUUGGAAUCAGGCUUUGUAAAUUUUAGUGCUGUCCAUAAUGCUUCCAUUAUGAAGCAGCUGCUGGAUGGAUUAAACUAUUGUCACAAGAAAAAUUUCCUUCACAGGGAUAUCAAGUGCAGUAACAUUCUGAUGAACAACAAAGGGGAAGUGAAGCUGGCAGACUUUGGUUUGGCUAGGUUGUAUAAUGCUGAGAACAGAGAUCGCCCUUAUACUAAUAAGGUUAUUACCCUGUGGUAUCGGCCCCCUGAAUUGUUGUUGGGUGAAGAGAGAUAUGGACCUGCUAUUGAUGUAUGGAGCUGUGGCUGUAUUCUCGGUGAACUCUUCAAUACAAAACCACUUUUCAUGGCAAAUACAGAUUUGAUGCAGCUGGACAAGAUUUCAUAUCUUUGUGGCACACCCACCCCUGCUGUUUGGCCUAAUGUUAUAAAGCUUCCUCUUUGGCACACAGUGAAACCCAAGAAAACGUACAGACGGCGUUUAAGGGAAGAAUUUGAAAAGCAAAUGCCACCUUCUGCUCUAGAUUUGUUAGACCGUAUGUUAGAAUUGGACCCUGAUAGAAGAAUUACAGCAGAGGAUGCUCUGAAAUCAUCUUGGCUGAAGACUGUCCAGCCUGAAAAUAUGCCACCCCCUGACCUUCCAGUAACACAAGACUGCCAUGAAAUGUGGAGUAAGAAAAGACGAAAACAAAUUCGUGAGCAGCAGGAUCCUAGUUCUCAUGUUCCCCAAGGGAAACCUCAAACCUCCAAAGAUAAGCCAACUAAGGCGCCAUUUGAUGACAGCUUAGAACAGGGCGGAUCAAGUAACUCAUUUCCAAUGAAGCAAGCCUUCUAUGACAGUUCCUCCAAAAAUCUUAAGAUGGAGGCUGGCUUUACGUAUCAUGCCUCUAACAAUGAAUUCAACCAUCAAUCAAUGAAUGCAGCAAUUGCUGCAGCGACUGGAAUGAACUCUCCAGCUGCACGUCGAUCAAGGCAAUCCUCACCUUCACGACCCAGUCGCAAUCUACCUUCAUAUUCUCCACCUUUGCCAGAUGAAAAUAUCCUCCCCGAUGUCUCUCUCCAGAAGCAACUCGCUAUCAUUGCUGAUUACGUUGUCAGGAAAUUUCCUGUCAGAGUACAUCAUUUAUUGUCUCUUCACUUUGAGAAUGAGCCGGAUGGAUCAAUAGUGGAACGUCUUCAAUGGAGUUUGAGACAGGCUUUUGAGGUGGCACAAAGUUCCUCUCAAGGUCCAAUGACAUCACAAAGAAAUCUACGAAUCGAACCCAAGUUUGUGGUUUUCAAUGGGCCAACUACAAGUGCACCAAACAAAUUUGGUUCUGGAGCAAACAGUGGGUUUGAUCCCUAUGCUGUUUAUGCUGGUGAUAAUGCUGUAAACCCAAAUGCACCACAAGAAUCUAUCUCAACAGAAACUGUUCGAUCACUACUCGCGACCUUGUUGCUUAAGAACGGAUUCUCUAUGGCUGGUAAUCUGAUUCGACAGUCAAUACCACAGCCAUCUAAGGAUCACCAAGAUCAAGGUAUGAAAUAUUCUUCUGUAAGAUCAACCCCAGGUGCCUUUGACAAGCACACUGGCAACCCUAUUCCAACGCUUCAAUCAGUUUUGUCUAGAGAUAAUGAUGAAAAUAUAUUUGGCGAGUUUAAUACUAAUGCUAGCAAUAUGUGGUGAUAAAAGAAGUAGUAAGAGUAGCAACGUACUAGUUAUAUCUUUCAUACAAAUUUUUCAUGUCAAGUACCAUGUAGAGCCUUAUUGCCAUCAGCUUUUUUUUUUUUUUUUUUUUUUUGUGUAGUUCAAUAGAUAACACCCGUCAUUUUUUGUAGUUUUAUGGCCUUUUGUUUACUUGCUUGUUUAUUCACAUGCUCUGUACAUUUUGGCAGUUGAUAGUGACUAAAUGUAUGCACAAGCUAGCAUAGUAAAAAUGCUGUUCUAUGUGCGUACAAAAUAGUCCUUAUGUUGUGUUUUUGUUAUUUUUUGUUUUGCUGACUGCACAUCAACUUCAGAUUUGUGUGUUUUGUAUAGCCUUUUAUUAGCUGCACAACAGCAUUGUUUUGUAUAAUUUUAUGUUACUUUUAUGUUUCAUUCACUGGUCAAUUUUUCCAUCUGUUGAAUAAUCAUGUUUCUGUUAUCUUUUAAUUAUCACAUGUAGAAGUACAUGCUGCUGUAUUAUGAUAUGUACAUAUAUUUUUUCAUUUUGUCUUUCUUUUUGGAGACUUUCUCAUGUUUCCAGUUUAACCAGAACGUCUCUUAAUAUUUUUAAAAUUUCAUUCUUUUACAUUUUUAAUUUUGAUUUCCUUUUUUUUUAAAGAUUUGUAGCUAUCAAUCAAUUGUUUGUGUGUACAGUAAUUGCUUCUUUCUUCUUGACUCAUGCAUGCCAGUGCCAUUGAAGCAUUGAGUUAAUUUGUUUGUGUGUUAGUAGUUUAGUGUAGGAAACUUUCUUUGACAAUGUAUUUUUAUAUUCACUGAGUGACAACCUGAAAUAAAAGCAUGACAUGCCUCCUA